AUGGCUACAAAGGGAAGGGGAGCUUCAAAUGAAGAACACCGGAAAUUAGCACUUGUAAUUGGCAUUGGUGAAUAUGAAAACUUUGACCAGUUAUCUAAUCCAGAGAAUGACGCCAGGGACAUGGAAUCUGCUCUGGAAAGCAUUGGUUUUACUGUUACAAUGGUCUUACAUCUAAAGCGUGUUGCGAUGAAGCAUGCUCUUGUGAAAUUUGAAGAUUCGAUUCAACCAGGAGAUAUGGUCCUGUUUUAUUUUGCUGGGCAUGGAACACAGUGGGAAGAUCAAAAUUAUUUACUACCAAAAGAUAUUCCCGAUGCGCAAAAAAGAGCUUACAAUGGGUAUACUGUCAAAGUAUGUGAUUUUGGUGUAGCGCGAACAAGAAAUGAAACGACACGUCAAACAAAAUCUAAUAAUACACUGGCCAUUACACUACAAUGGACUGCUCCUGAGAUUCUGCGCUUAGGACGCUACACGGAUAAGAGUGAUAUUUACAGUUUGGGAAUCGUUUACUGGGAAUUAGCCACAUAUCAGAUACCUUAUGAUGGUCACGAAGAUGGCGUUAUUCGUGCAUUUGUGCUUGCUGGCGAUCGUUUGGAUAUACCUGACACUACGCCUUCGAUUUUUCGUAUGGUGAUCGAACAAUGUUGGACGCAAAAUCCAAACGAUCGGCCCGAUGGCUGUCAUUUGAUCCAAAUGAUUGAAGAAUGUAUCCAAGUUGAAGGUAAUUCAUUUCUAUUCUUGCUCUUUUUAAACAACGUAUGAUAGAUAGGAGAUGAGAACCCAGCAAGUGGAGGUUUGCCGAUUAAUUUGUUGACAUUUGAUUGUGGGGGUGGAUGAGGGAGCAUAUAGAUCAUUAUACAUGGCUAGUAUCGUUGAUCACAUGCGAUUACAGCAUUCGAAAAGUUUUGCGUUCAUUUUUAGCAGCUGUCUUGUAUAUAUUUCUAUGGUGAAGCGGAUACUGGUUGUAAUCGAUUUCGGCUGCUUAGCUGAUGACAUGAAUAAAAUUAAUUCGUUUAGAUAAAAAGUCACCAUAGUGGAAAAGCAUUCUCAAUCACAUUCUAUUGAAGAGUAUCUCAUAUCUUCCGUAAGAAGUAAAGUCAUAUGAAACACAAGGAAAGAAGUUAGACAAAGCCUUAUUUAUCAUGUCAUUAGAUCAUAUAUAUUCAGUUAAGUUCAAAUUUAAGGAACCGCUUCUGUAGCUAUUGGCCAUUGUUUAUUAUUCGAUGUGGUUUGACGAACGCUAAUCCACAUAAUCUAAAACAACAAAAAUGACCAUCUGAUUUUGUUGUGAUCUGGAGUACUGAAU
Molecule: messenger RNA, 1303 nt
Organism: Rotaria sp. Silwood2
Lineage: Eukaryota; Metazoa; Rotifera; Eurotatoria; Philodinida; Philodinidae
Source: the annotation of a GenBank genome assembly